Molecule: messenger RNA, 2332 nt
Organism: Capsella rubella
Lineage: Eukaryota; Viridiplantae; Streptophyta; Magnoliopsida; Brassicales; Brassicaceae
Exons: 1
Coding region: 252-2219 (655 amino acids)
Source: RefSeq, a predicted model, not a curated record
UAUAUAAUCUAAAUCAUAAGUAUAAUAACCGGAUCCAACAAUCCAAUCCAGUAGAAAUCAGAACAACGAUUAUUAAACUAGUCUAUCUGAUCCACUAGGAAAACGACGUACGAACAACAACGGUAUUAAGUGAUAAACUAGUCCCCCCACUAGGCAUAUAAAACGACGUCUUCCGGCUUCACAUAGGGAUCUCAUCAAACAAACUAAAAAACACACCUCUUUCAUUCAUUCACUUUACAUCGGUCCAAAAAAUGGACAAAACAGCAGUAAACCUACCCAUCCAUGAGCAUCCUCUUUUUCCUUCUUCUCGUACUAUUGAGGGCGAAUGUGAUGGCUGCCAUGUCAAUAAUUAUAUAUACAGGGGCUACUUUUGCAAUGAACCUUACUGUUAUAUUUGGUUCCACAAGGAGUGCGCCGAGGCCCCACGGGAGAUCAUCAACCAUAGUUUCCACCCCCAACAUGCCCUCUUGCUCACCAAUGACCCGAGAGAUGCUCCAUGCGAUUUGUGUGGACAAGAGCUAUCGUUUCCCUCUUAUAGCUGUUCCACAUGUGAGUUCAAGGUUGACUUGGCUUGUGGGAUGAAACCAUCACCGCUAGCUAUCGAACAUCCGAUGUGUCAUGACCAUCCACUUGUCUUCUUGAAGGUACGAGAGGAGAAAGUCCCUUGUGAAUUAUGCAAGGAAUCUGUUGACGGACCAUCCUAUUCAUGUCUUGAGUGCGGUGUAUACUUCCACGUGAACUGCGUCCAUCUCUCGAAAGAGGUACAUCAUCCUUGUCAUUCUAUUCAUCCUCUCAAGCUAAUCGCAUCUGAAUCAUUUACGGAUGAUGAUGCCGAGUCAGGGUGUCGUUUAUGUGGAAAAAUACCAGACGACGUGCUCUAUCACUGUUCCAUUUGCAAUUUCACAUCUUGUGUUGGUUGUACCAAAAACCCACCACCACUUGUUAUUGAGCACAUCAAGACCCACGAACACCCACUUACUCUCUUUCUUAGGAGAGCCACAUGUAUAUGUGAUGUUUGUGGGGACGAAAGCGAGUGUGCCUUGUAUGUAUGUCUUCAAUGUGAUUUUAUUACUGCAAGAGCGUGUAUCGACUUACCCCGUGUCAUCAACAUCAAUCGUCAUGAUCAUCGCAUUUAUUUCACUCACCAUCUCGGCGAAGGGUAUUCAAAAUGCGGAGUUUGUCACAAAAAUGUAAGUCAGUACAAGGGGGCUUAUUUUUGCUCUGUUUGCCCUGACUUUGCUGUUCAUUCUUCAUGUGCGGUGAGAACUGACGUAUGGGAUGGUGUAGAAUUGGAAGGGACACCUGAGAUCACGGAAGAUGUUUCACCAUUCAAGGUGGUGGGUAAUAACUUGAUACGUCAUUUUAGUCAUAAAAGACAUAUUUUGAAGCUCCACAAAGAUGUUGUCGUUCAAGAAGAGCAUGUAUGGUGUGCAGCAUGUAUCCAUCCAGUUGGAUUUGACCCGAUCUACCGCUGUAAAAAGUGUCCUUUCAUUCUUCAUGAAAAGUGUGCUAAUCUUCCUAAGCAGAAAAGGCUUGUCUUUGGCAUCAGACCGUAUAAAUUAAUAAAAGGUGGUACCGGAGUUAUAGACUGCAAGCUUUGCGGGAUAUUAUCUGAUGGUUUCACGUACAUCUCCAAAGAUUGGCUGGAUGUAGAUGUACAUUGUGGUUCCCUUGAUGAGCCUCUCCUUCACGAUGGCCAUGAACAUCCCUUAUAUUUUGAUAAAAUUGAGGACCACUAUUGCGAUGGAUGCGGAAACGAUGUGAAUGAUUUUAUACUUCGUUGUGAAGAUUGUGAUUUCGAUUUGUGUUUAAGUUGUGCCAAGUUGCCGAAAAAGAUAUGGCACAAGAACGACGGGCACCCUCUCUUCCUAUGUUGCGGCAAAGAGGAAGAUGUGAGCGGUACUAAAUGUUGGUGCGACAUUUGUGAGAAGGAAUUAGAUCCAAGUAUAUGGUUCUAUACAUGUUGUGAUUGUGGAGUUACCUUGCAUGCUAAGUGCGUACUUGGAGAUUUCUCACGUCUCACGCCAGGAUCAGUCUUCGUCUUUGGGGGAACAGAAAAUGAGCUUGAGGUGGUUCUUAAUAAUCACAACACUCGACCAUUUUGCAUUCAAUGUCACUCUCGAUGCAAGGCUUCCGUCAUCCUACAAGAUUCUAAUGAAGAAAAUGUGUAUAUUUGUUCCCGUUCAUGUUUAUCGAUUUAUUUGGGAGAAGAAAUUUAAACUUAUGUUUUAUGUAUGAUGAGUGGUUCUAUCAUGAUUCUAAAUUUGUAAUUUGCGGUUUUAUCUUUUUGUUUUUUCCAAGAAGGAAAAUGUAAUCGAGAGUGAUUUCUAUU